CGUGUAGUGUUGUCUCGAUGUAUUAUUGCAGUUAAAAAAUUUCAAGAAAAACUCGUGCUUUCGUGUGAAUUUUGUGAGAACAAUACUAUCAUACCUGGAUAGAUAAAUUAUUUUGACUUCUUACUACAAGAAGUUUAUAACUCAACUAGUCGUACGGACAAAAAUACAUGUCGCCGAAAGAGUUGAAUUUCACUUUUUCAUUUCGGAACUACACGACACUUUUUGAAUCGACAAACGUAUCAAGUGCUUUAGUAAAUAUUUAAUUAAUUUAUUUGAAAUAAUUAAAUAAAAUGUCUGUUGCCUAUGCGCAACGAGGUAGACCACCUCCCACACCAGCUCAAAUACAAAAAAUGCUGGAUGAAAAUAGUCAUCUUAUACAGACUAUACAAGAUUAUCAGAGUAAAGGAAAGUCACAAGAAUGUAUACAGUAUCAGCAAAUGCUACACAGGAAUUUAGUAUAUUUGGCAACUAUUGCAGAUGCAAAUCAAAAUAUACAAGCAUUAUUACCUGCUCCUCAAACUAUACCCAAUGGACCACAUCAUGGUAUGAUGGCACCUCAAGGUCCACCCAAUGUGCCUGCUUCUGCUGGUCCUGGGGGAGAAAUACCUCCCAAUGCACAGCAACAAUUACCAAUGUCUGGCUUCAAUCAAGGCCAGCCAAUGCCACAAGGUGCAUAUAGAGGACCAAUGAUGCCUGGUCAAGGGCCACCAAUGAAUCGGCCACCAGCAGGCUCACAGCCAUACAGAGGAGGACAACAAAAUUACCCUCCUCAACCACCUCAACAAGGUUACCAUCCACCUUAUGCUAAUCAAGGCCCAACAGCAAAUUACCAGGGUCCCCAGAAUGCCAAUUAUGUACCUGCUGGUCAACAAAAUCAAUAUGGACCCCCGAAUGCACCACCACAACAGCAAGGCUACCCUACUGCUGGGAAUCAACCGAACUAUGGACCUCCAGCAGCAGUAAACAACUAUGGACCUCAGCCUGGUGGUUACCCCAAUGCCAAUCAAGCUCCUGCAGGCUAUGGACCACCACCUCCAAAUCAACAAGGAUAUCCUCCAUCUAAUGCACCUCAACCGAAUUUUCCAAGUGCAGGACCGCAGCAGCCGCCUUAUGCAAGUCCUAGCCCACAGCCGAGUUAUCAACAGCCCCCCAGUCAAGGCCCUCCUCCUCCACCACCGCAAAAUGCCUACAGUCAGAAUCCACAAGCUACCAAUUAUCCGCCGUCUUCUGCGCAAGGCUAUCCUAACAGCGUUCCGCCUCAGCAACAUUAUCCGCCGCCACCGCCGCCGCCUACGUCAAAUACUCAACAGACUCAACCCCCAGUACCACAACAACCUCCUCAGCAACAGCAGCAGCCCGGACCAUCACAGCAGCAGCCUCCAUACAGUAAUCAACCGAGUCCAAGCCAGCAACAGCCAGGCGGUGGACCGGCGCAGUACGGCCCAACUUCGAGUGCACCUCCGUUUAACACUACAAGUAAUGCAAAUACCUAUGUACAAAGCGGCCAAUCCACCGGAACGCCAUCUGCCUCGACACAAACAAUGACUCCCAACAAUCCACCUCCUCCAACGUCUCAACAAGGUACUUAUCCUCAAGCAGCACCACCACCUCCUAAUUGGGGAAAUCCGGUGCACUCGCCUCACCAGCCCCCUCAUCAGCCGCCGCCACCACCACCGCCGCAUCAGUCGCCUCAUCAAGCGCCCCAUGCUCCACCACACCAGCCGCCUCCACAUCAGUCUUCCCACCCCCCUCAUCAGCAGCAAGCAUCUCCACAUCCACCGCAUCAGCAACCAUCGCCACAUCCACCGCAUCAGCAACCGUCGCCACAUCCGCCGCAUCAGCAACCGUCGCCACAUCCACCGCAUCAGCAACCAUCGCCUCAUCCACCUCAUCAGCAACCAUCGCCACAUCCACCACAUCAGCAACCGUCGCCACAUCCGCCAUCGCAGCAUCAACAGCAACACCAAGCGCCGCCGUCGCACCAGUCGCCACAUCCAUCCCCGCAUCAAUCUCCACAGCAAGCGCCUCCAUCUCAGACUCCUCCUCAGUCACAGCAGCAGCAACAAUCUCCUAGUCCUGCCCCUUCAGGUUUCCAGCCGCAGCCGCCCACUGGUCCGUCCCAAGGCCCUGGAGGACCUCCGCAACCGCAGCCGCAGCCGCCGACUGGCUAUGGGCCACCACAGCAGUCUCACCCAGCGACGACGCAAACCUACGCUCCUCCAACACCAGGUGUACAGUCUCAAGUUUACCCACCUCAUCCUCCACAGCCAGGUCAGCACUAUGGUUACCCGCAGUACCCUCCUCAGAAUUAUCACCCGCCGAGACCACCUACCGGUCACAUGCCUCCACCGCCAGGCCCGCAAGGCCCUCCUCCCAACCAAUAUGCUGGUUAUGGCUACCAGCCGCCUCCACAAUAGAUGAGCGUACACUCAUGA
Molecule: messenger RNA, 2435 nt
Organism: Phymastichus coffea
Lineage: Eukaryota; Metazoa; Arthropoda; Insecta; Hymenoptera; Eulophidae
Exons: 5
Coding region: 291-2417 (708 amino acids)
Biological process (GO): positive regulation of transcription by RNA polymerase II
Cellular component (GO): nucleus
Molecular function (GO): transcription coactivator activity
Source: RefSeq, a predicted model, not a curated record